AUGCGUGAAGAGAAUGAAGCAGCUGCAUUUAAAAUGAGAGAACAGAUGCAAGCCGUCGUCAAAGCACUGGCAGAAGAAAAUAAGGCAUUAAAAGAGGACCUUGUGGUUUCGAAUGCAGAGCUACAAAGAAGGACCUCUGAGCUAAGGGCAUAUAAAAUACAGAUGGAGGCUUGGAAAGCGAAGCUCCCCAAGUUCAGAGAUUUCCUCAAUGAGCUGGGGUCAGAUUAUAAGGUUCUUCGGGGAGAAUCGGUUCAACUUAAAGCAACCAGGACAUCCCUAGACAGGGAGAGAAAAGAUAUCGAAGAAAACAUAACCAGUGCAAGAGAGCUAUUACGGCAGGUGACAAGUCUCGUCGGUGAGAGGCGCAGCCGUCUUUCGGAGACAGUGCACUCUACGGACUUGUUGAAACAAAAUCUGAAAAACACAGAGGAAAAGGUAAAACUUGUUCGAGAACAACUAUCUGAUGAAAAGAAGAGAACAGCAGCUCUGGAAACUUAUAUUCGAGAGCAAACAUCCGUUCAUGGGGAAAAGCUCUGUCUCAUUAGAUCUGACCAGGCUGGAAUGAUAGAGAAGCUCGAUUCUAGGUUUCAGUCUAUGAGCUCGCAACUGGGAUCCUUCCAAUCGAGCACUGAGUCAAUCUUUGGUAGCGCAUUGGAUGAAUGUCGGGUGUCUCUUAAACUUAUUGACGAGAAACAUUCAGCUGGCCAGACGGACGUGCGGCGGGUAGAAGAAAUAAUACAUAAAUCUGCAUCUCAGAUGGAAGCGAUUCAGCUAGAAAUAGCGAAUGAAAUACACGGAAGCUCUGAAGCGAACGGUAACCUUGUUGACCAACUAAAACAGCAUCUUCAGUAUCUCGGGGACAGUGUGAACAACGGUUUGAACAUACUUAGAGAGCUUUCUGCAAACGAACAAAGAUGCAGUGCCUUGCAGGAAAGCUUCCAAGCUUUUGUGCCGAGCCUUGAGAGUCUUAAUUUGUCUGUUAAAGAGAUUGGUGACAAAGAAUCUGACCUAGCCCAACAGAUGGAACAUAUAGGAAGAAGUAUUACAGAGAUAAACAUACCCGAAAAAGUUGAAUUAUCUUCGGCUGAAGCUUUCUCCUAUUCCCAAGAGAAACUUGAAUUGGAGCAAAGGCUACAAGAGCUAUCCACAGAACUCAGAAUCGCUAAAGAGAGCAUUGAGGAGAAGCAAAUUUGCAAAGAAGAAGCCAAUCACGCGUUACAUGAAGCAAUGGGAAGGGUCCGGGAGACAGAACAGAGAGCAAAACAAUUCGAAUCUCAAACCAUUGAACUACAAGAUAGGAUCAAAAAGAUUGAGAUUGAAGUUCGCGAGGAGCUGAACAGAGCGAGUGUCAUCUCAAGGGAUCAGUGCAGGGCACGUUAUGAACAACAAGUCCACGGGUUACGAGCAUUGGCGGCGAAAGAGGUCUCAACGAAGGAGAAGCAAGCUGAAAUUGAACGUCUGCUCUUAGAAAAGGAAGAGAAGAUUCAUGCCUUUGAAAUCUCUCAUGCCGAGAUCUCAAUAGCUUUAAUAGAGAAAGACGAGUAUAUUAGAAUGCUUCAGGAGACAGAAAAGUCGAAUGCUAAGAAACUGGACUCUCUACAGCAACAAUUGAAUGAAGCUGGUGAAAAACUUACUAGUGUUGAGGGCGAGCUCUCAACUGUCUCUACUGAAUCGCAGAAGACAUCACAAGAAUUACAGAAGAAGCUGGAGUCACUCUGCAAGGACCUCUCGAAGAAAGAGGAAGAAUAUAAAUCAAAGGAAAACGAACUAUCAGCGGUAUGUUCAGCCAAAUCAGAUCUAGAACAUGGCAAAUCAAAGGCGAAAGCGGAGAUACAUGCAUUGCUACGAAGAGUCCAGGACGCAGAAAGCUGGGUGAAAAGUAUUAAGGAAGUGUUUGGCCAAGUACUUCCAAGUUCUAUAAAAGAGCAAAUUCCAGAUGCAUGGAAUAAGUUACAAGGUCUUUUACAGUCUACAGAUGCUCAAAAUCCCCCAGAGCCCAAUUCCAUAGAUAGUACUGUGGCAAUAAAUGGCAGCCCAAAGGGUCACACAGGAACCUCUAUGGUCUCAACUCCUCAGAAGGAUUGCAGAACACCAGGGAAGGGCUCGGUUCAUAAAACUGAGUUUAUCUACCGCACAGAAAGCAUCCAAAGAAGUUUAUUCUCUUCUCCGAUAGAGGAGAGUUCGAAUAUUGAAACCUCUAAGGUCGCUUUGGACAAGCCCAAGUCCAUCCAACAUUCACAGCCAUCCACUGAUAUUGUACCAUUUUCCAGCAUUCGGCAACAGAUUUCGCUGGCACGUUGCUCAACCCCUGAGGAAAAUCAUAAUGACCUUGCAACUAUGCUUGGCUUUACACCGAGCAAAUCAGAAAGUCCGGGGAGGCCUGAUGUUAUAAAUAAGCCCAGUGUAUCCUACACGACGCCUUUACAGGUUACUGACAUAAUUCUCCUUGACAAGGAAGUGGAUGGAGCGCCCCAAAUCAGCAAGGACACGCCAAUCGCGACUCAAGCUGUGUCGAUAGGCGAACAUAUCUCUAACCAACGCGAUACCUCCAAAUGCAAUACACCAAAACAAAAGACCGUCACAUUUGAGGGGCAAGAUCUAGCCGCAGACCAAAAGAAGAUCAAGGUCUCGAAUUCCAGGGAGAAUGAUGUUCCUGCGAGUACACCCCAGAAGCCACAAGGACAAAGGAAGAUAACUCGCACAAAUCAACGGACUUAUAGUCGGACACAGCAGUCUUCCUUCAGAAGCAGGCAGGAAAUGGUCACGCAUCAGCAAUCCUCUUCUCAUGUGGAGGAGACAGGUGACCGAGAUAGACCUGAAGGCCCGUCUCCGAAUAAGAAGACAAGAUCUUCGCUGGAUUCGUCCUAUACUAGGACAAAGACCAAGGCUGCUUCUGAAUACUUUGAGCCCAAAGCAAGCCCUGCAAGUUUAGCCUCAGGCAGCAGCAAGUAUUCAUCUGCGCAUCAGAACUACCCCAAUAGCACAAGGUGGUCUCGAGGCUCUAGAGGGGGCCGCAAGACGCGAGGCGAUCGAUACAAUGCCCGUUUCAACAGGGAGACCUAA
Molecule: messenger RNA, 3063 nt
Organism: Aspergillus tanneri
Lineage: Eukaryota; Fungi; Ascomycota; Eurotiomycetes; Eurotiales; Aspergillaceae
Exons: 6
Coding region: 1-3063 (1020 amino acids)
Source: RefSeq, a predicted model, not a curated record